ACAUAGAAAAGUGUUAUAAUCGCUCUGUCCUCGCUGUCUCUGUCUUUGACCGAAGCCAAAGAAGAGGAAGAAACCUUAGCAGCUUUCGGCGCUCUUCUUUUAUCUCUGAUUUUUUUUUUUUUUUUCUCUUUCCCUUCCAAUUUUUUCUCAUAUCAUAUUCAUCUCUGUGCCUCUAUGACAGACUAGUACUUGUUGUUUUUUGUACCCAUUAUUACUCACACACCCCCAAAUACAAAUUAUAUUCCAAUCCAUUAUUUUAUUGUUAUUGUUACUAUUAUUGGUAUUAUUACCUUAAACUAAACAAAAAUAAGUUGCUAUUGUUUUUAUUGUUGUUGUGAUUAUUAUUAUUAUUUUUUUAUAUAUAUACUGGAGUGAUGUAUCUUCCUAGUUUCUACUCUCUAUGCAAUGAACAAAGCAACUGAAGUUGCUUUUUAGCUUCAACAAUUUCUCAGUCCAACCAACCGCAUCAGUCAAAUCUAGCGGCAUAUCUCAGCCUUCACUCUCACAACACUUGCAAAAAAAAAAAAAAAAACCUUUUUUCUUCGUUUUAGUUUUUUUGUUAGGUGAAGUCAAGCCCGCUAAUGUGUGUACACAUUAGAGAAGGGCAUUGAAACAAAGUGUGAUUUCUGGUGGAGCUUGACUAGUCAUCUUCUAUGCUGUCUUUUGUAACAGAAAAUAUGGGCUUACUCUGUAGCAGAAAUCGCCGUUAUAAUGAUGCUGAUGCUGAAGAAAAUGCACAGACUGCAGAGAUUGAAAGAAGAAUAGAGUUAGAAACGAAGGCUGAAAAGCAUAUUCAGAAACUUCUACUACUUGGAGCUGGAGAGUCAGGGAAGUCCACAAUAUUUAAGCAGAUAAAACUUUUGUUUCAAACUGGCUUUGACGAGGCAGAACUAAAAAGCUACUUACCAGUCAUUCAUGCAAAUGUGUAUCAGACAAUAAAAUUACUGCAUGAUGGAUCAAAGGAAUUUGCCCAGAAUGAUGUUGAUUCUUCAAAGUAUGUUAUAUCCAAUGAAAAUAAGGAAAUCGGGGAAAAGUUAUUGGAAAUUGGAGGCAGGCUGGAUUACCCAUAUCUCAGCAAGGAGCUUGCACAGGAAAUUGAGAAUCUGUGGAAGGAUCCUGCAAUUCAGGAGACAUAUGCCCGAGGUAGUGAGCUUCAAAUUCCAGAUUGUACUGAUUAUUUCAUGGAAAAUUUGCAAAGGCUGUCUGAUGCAAAUUAUGUUCCAACAAAGGAGGAUGUUUUGUAUGCAAGAGUGCGUACCACUGGUGUUGUAGAGAUCCAGUUCAGUCCUGUUGGGGAAAAUAAGAAAAGUGGUGAAGUCUAUAGACUCUUUGAUGUUGGCGGCCAGAGAAAUGAGAGGAGAAAGUGGAUCCAUUUGUUUGAAGGAGUUUCAGCUGUAAUAUUCUGUGCUGCAAUUAGCGAGUAUGAUCAGACACUUUUUGAGGAUGAAAACAGAAACAGAAUGAUGGAGACCAAGGAACUUUUCGAGUGGAUCCUGAAGCAACCAUGUUUUGAGAAAACGUCCUUCAUGUUAUUCUUAAACAAGUUUGACAUAUUUGAGAAGAAGAUCCUGAAAGUCCCACUUAAUGUAUGUGAGUGGUUCAAAGAUUACCAACCGGUUUCAACAGGGAAACAAGAGAUUGAGCAUGCAUAUGAGUUUGUGAAGAAAAAAUUUGAGGAAUCAUAUUUCCAGAGCACUGCUCCUGAUCGCGUAGAUCGCGUCUUUAAGAUCUACCGGACCACUGCCCUUGAUCAGAAGGUUGUGAAGAAGACUUUCAAGCUUGUUGAUGAGACUUUGAGGCGGAGAAAUCUCUUGGAAGCUGGCUUGUUAUGAGCACUGAACCAUACUAUGUUAUAAAAUGGGAUAACAAUAUUUUUACAUUGAAGAGGUGACCAGAUUUUGGGUAUACUAGGCGAUUCAGGUAUACUAAAUAUUAAAAUCGAUUUGUUGAUUUUUAUUUCUAAGUUAAUCUUGUGGAGAGAAGAAAGGCCUUUCUUGGAGUUGAUAUCAUGAUCUGUGAUCAUAUUUUUAUAGAUUGAAAGUCACUAAUCAUAUGAUAUAUUUCAUACUAUUAGUGAUUAUAUUUUGCCUCUAGUGUUGUUGUGUUAAUGUGCAUACAUGCAUCAUGCAGAUUAGAUGCAUGCACGCGUGUAAAUAAUUUGGAAACGUGCCAUGUGUCAUGUGCUGGCUUUGUCGAGUUCUGAAUUCAGACCUUAUAUUAAAUUUGCUUUUAAUACUCGUUUCGAAUAUUGGUCGGCAUUGAUAUUAAUCAUAUUAUUCUUUUCUAUGGUGCUA
Molecule: messenger RNA, 2294 nt
Organism: Glycine soja
Lineage: Eukaryota; Viridiplantae; Streptophyta; Magnoliopsida; Fabales; Fabaceae
Product: guanine nucleotide-binding protein alpha-2 subunit
Exons: 14
Coding region: 654-1832 (392 amino acids)
Biological process (GO): adenylate cyclase-modulating G protein-coupled receptor signaling pathway
Cellular component (GO): heterotrimeric G-protein complex
Molecular function (GO): G-protein beta/gamma-subunit complex binding; GTPase activity; guanyl nucleotide binding
Source: RefSeq, a predicted model, not a curated record